Messenger RNA from Nothobranchius furzeri (turquoise killifish), 2260 nucleotides. Lineage: Eukaryota; Metazoa; Chordata; Actinopteri; Cyprinodontiformes; Nothobranchiidae. The record is from RefSeq and is a predicted model, not a curated record.
UAUAUAUAUCUUUUGUUUUGCAUUAUCUUAAUCAUGCUCGCCAUCUGUUUGCACUUGUUUUUAGAACCUUUUAUAACAAUUAAACCCAUUUUAACUCCACUGUCGCAUUUCUUAUGUUGCCCCCUCCUUCACAUUUUGACACCUCCUGUCGGGGAGGUAACAAUCUCAACAACGAAAUAUACAUUUAAACCACAUGCAGUUUAUACAUUUGUUUUAGACAUUUCUCUAAGUUCCUCCAAUAAUGGUCAAACAUUUUCUAUAAAAAGGCUGCAUUUGAGGCGGGCUCCCCCUUUAGCAGCUUCAAGAUGGCUUCCAGAGAGGACACGCCCUGAGGUAUCCAGCAGGGAGCGAUGUCCGCGGGCCAGCGGCCUCGAGAGUUUGCUGCCUUUAGUGUCUUCAGUGGAGGAAACCCCUGAGCCCAUCCCCACCACUAUCAAAGGAACUAUUCCAGCUUGGAUCAAUGGAAGCUUCCUGAGAAACGGCCCUGGGAAGUUUGAGUUUGGGGAUGACAGAUACAACCACUGGUUUGAUGGCAUGGCCCUGAUGCACCGGUUCCACAUCUGUCAGGGAAGCAUAACUUACUGCAGCCGCUUUCUAAGAAGUGAUUCAUACGUCAACAACUCAGAGAAGAACCGCAUCGUGAUUUCAGAGUUUGGAACAUCAGCCAUGCCUGAUCCCUGCAAGAACUUUUUGGAGCGCUUCUUGUCACGCUUUCAGUUGCCAAAGGCUACAGAUAAUGCUAAUGUGAACUUUGUCAAGUACAAGGGAGACUAUUAUGUCAGCACAGAAACCAACUACAUGAGAAGAGUGGAUCCGCAAAGCCUGGAGACAAAAGAGAAGGUCGACUGGAGUCAGUACAUUGCUAUCAACUCAGCUACAGCUCACCCACACUAUGACCAUGAAGGAGCUUCAUACAACAUGGGCAGUUCUUAUGGCAGAAGUGGUUAUUUCUACAACAUCAUCCGCGUCCCUCCUCCGACGACAGCAACGGAGGACUCGGCAGACCUGACAGGAGCGGAAGUGAUCUGCUCCAUCCCUGCUGCUCAAUCUAGAAAACCCUCCUAUUUUCACAGCUUUGUCAUGUCGGAGAACUACAUCGUGUUUGUUGAGCAGCCGAUCAAGCUGGACCUGCUGAGGUUCAUGCUGUACAAGAUACAAGGAAAGCCUUUUCAGAAAAUCAUGACCUGGGAGCCUCGAUGUGACGUGAUCUUCCACCUGGUGGACAAGCACACAGGCCAGGAGAGUGAGGUGAAGUAUCGAGCAGCACCCAUGUUCACUCUGCAUCAGAUCAACGCCUUUGAGGACAACGGCUUCUUGGUGAUGGACAUGUGCUGUGGAGACGACGGGGAGAUCAUUGGGGACUUCACCUUGGAGAACCUGCGGAGAGAAUCUGUACAGGAAAUGGAUGAGUUUUACAACUCAUUGUGCAGAAACCUCCCAAGGAGAUACGUCCUGCCUCUGAAUGUGGACGAGCAAACUCCACUGGACCAAAACCUCGUCACGCUGAGUUACUGCAAAGCCACGGCAACGAAGACAAAACCAGGGGAGGUUUAUGUGACCCACGAGGAGCUUCACGGUGAUGAGCUGCUGCAGUACGGUGGCCUCGAGUUUCCUCAGAUCAAUUACAACAAGCACAACGGUAAACCUUACCGUUACUUUUAUGCGUGUGGAUUUGGACACGUAUUCGCCGACUCCCUUCUCAAGAUGGAUGUCCGUACCAAAGAGCUAAAGGUGUGGCGUUAUCCCGGCUUGUACCCGUCUGAGCCUGUCUUUGUUGCUUCGCCCAAAGCUGCUGAGGAAGAUGAUGGAGUGGUGUUGUCAGUCAUCAUCACACCUAGAAAGGAGAAAAGUACUUUCCUGCUUGUUCUGGAUGCCAAGACCUUCACAGAGCUGGGAAGAGCCGAAGUCCCUGUCAAUAUCCCGUGUGGGACCCACGGCGUGUUUAACGAGAUGGGCUAGAUGCGCCACUUUUCGCAACUUCAUAGCAAUUUUCUGAAACAGAUCCAGCAGCCAUCCACUUUCUCCAGAGGAUAGAAAAUCUCUCUUGAUAUCAAUGCACUCCGGUGCUGGGGAAAACCUGAGGAUGGGAUGUAAGAGCUGAGGAAAACUGCAGAAUCAUUUUGUUUGAAAGGAACUGAUGCAUUUCAUCACUGCUGGCUGCAGAAACUAACACGUUUUUAGAAAAUGGGCUGAUCAUCUUGCUGAUUGUAUGUUUUUUUUUAGAUAAGAACCACAUAUGAAAAUAAACGUUUCACCAUUU